Molecule: messenger RNA, 1823 nt
Organism: Hirundo rustica (Barn swallow)
Lineage: Eukaryota; Metazoa; Chordata; Aves; Passeriformes; Hirundinidae
Gene: MAPDA
Product: adenosine deaminase like
Exons: 10
Coding region: 18-1079 (353 amino acids)
Biological process (GO): inosine biosynthetic process; adenosine catabolic process
Molecular function (GO): adenosine deaminase activity
Source: RefSeq, a predicted model, not a curated record
CCGGCACAGGAGCCGCCAUGGCGGCACCGCGGGACCGCGAGCGGGAGCUGCGCUUCUACCGGCGGCUGCCCAAAGCGGAACUCCAUGCUCAUUUGAAUGGCUGCAUCAGUUCUGCUACUAUGAAGAAACUCAUGGCACAGAAGCCAAACCUUCAGAUCCAGAAUGGAAUGACUGUGAUUGACAAAGGAAAGAAAAGAACCUUAGAUGAAUGUUUUCAGAUGUUUCAGAUCAUCUAUCAGGUUACCACGAGGACUGAAGAUAUUUUACUGAUAACUAAAGAUAUCAUUAAAGAAUUUGCUGAUGAUGGUGUCAAGUAUCUGGAAUUGAGAAGCACUCCAAGAGAAGAAAAUUCCACAGGUAUGACCAAAAGGAUGUAUGUUGAAACUAUACUUGAGGGUAUAAAGCAGUGUCAAGAAGAAGGCUUGGAUAUAGAUGUAAGGCUGUUAAUAGCAAUAAACAGAAGAGAUGGCCCAGCAGUUGCUAAGCAGACUGUUAAACUUGCUGAAGAGUUCCUACUUUCCAGUGAUGGGGUUGUAGUAGGACUUGACCUCAGUGGUGAUCCCACUGCAGGACAUGGUCAAGAUUUCUUGGAACCGCUCUCAGAAGCAAAAAAAGCGGGUCUGAAGCUGGCACUGCAUCUUUCUGAGAUUCCAAAUCAAGAAGAGGAGACCAAGAUUCUCCUGGGUCUGCCUCCUGACAGAAUUGGACAUGGAACAUUUCUCAACUCCACAGCAGCAGGUUCUGAAGAGAUAGUGUCACUGGUUCAACAGAAUCAUAUACCUAUUGAGUUUUGCAUGACAUCAAACAUAAAAUCUCAGACAGUGCCUUCCUGUGAGAAACACCAUUUUGGAUACUGGUACAGCAUGGGCCAUCCUGCAGUGCUUUGUACUGAUGAUAAAGGCGUCUUUGCAACUGAUCUAUCGCAAGAAUAUGAGCUGGUUGCCAAAACAUUUAACCUGACUCGAUCACAGAUGUGGGAUCUUUCCUAUGAAUCAAUCAACUAUAUUUUUGCUUCAAAUGCAGUAAAAUCCAAGCUAAGGGAACAAUGGUGUAAGUUAAAGCCAGCUCUGUUUGAUUAAUCCAGCUGUUGUCCUAAGUAGCUCGGGUGUAUUCGCUGAGUUAAUAAGCUUUUUUUACUGAAGUCUUCAGCUUUUUUCAAACCUCAGGGUUUUAAACCCAGCCAUGAACUGCCUGUGUGUGGUGAAGGCAACUGGAAUGCAUCCUUUGUUACUAGGGACAGAAGUAAAUGUUCUUUUGGUAGAUGGGAAGGGCUCUCAACCAGUGACUAAAAUGCCAAAUGUGUUGUCACUUUGUUUCUCUUUUAGCUGAUAUUACAUUUUAAAAAAUACUUAGUUGAAAUAUGUUAUCAUAAUAUAAACGUUUGAGAGCUGGAACAAAAUGAAGGCAGAGCAGUUGGUGUUUAAAACAUCUCUGUUGGCAGCAUUCCGCCAAGCAGUUUGAAUGUGUGGUGUGUAUUUUGGGGGUUUGUAUUGUUUUUAGGUUUUGAGCUGUUGAUUGAAUGUGAAGACAGAAACAAACUCAGGGAGAAUGAAAUAUUUAUCUCAAGGCAUUAAUUGUAUCUGUUUUUAUUGUUGUACAUGUAUGACUGAAACUGCUGUGGAUCGAGUAGCAAUCACAGCAAUUUCACCUAACAAAUUGGGGGUCUCUGCUGAUGCCCUGGUCACUUAAGAAUCUCGAAUGCCUUCAGUAACUGAGUUACUGGGCAAAGUGGCCUCAUUCUUAAAAUGAUUUUUAGAAUUGCUGUUUGUUGUGUAAAAAAGGCAAUAAAAAUAGCCUCAAGCUCCAUGUUUUUGAAACCACCA